Drosophila elegans is the source of this 1316-nucleotide messenger RNA. It is a transcript of the gene rdgBbeta, whose product is annotated as cytoplasmic phosphatidylinositol transfer protein 1. Gene Ontology annotation, biological process: phospholipid transport. Gene Ontology annotation, cellular component: cytoplasm. Gene Ontology annotation, molecular function: phosphatidylinositol transfer activity; phosphatidylinositol binding. Lineage: Eukaryota; Metazoa; Arthropoda; Insecta; Diptera; Drosophilidae. The record is from RefSeq and is a predicted model, not a curated record. The transcript is spliced from 7 exons. The coding region runs from base 106 to 936 and encodes 276 amino acids.
CACACUGCACACAUAUUUGUUGUUGCCAGCCGUUGCGUCGCGUGUGUCGCUUUGCGUAACGUUUAAAGUUUUGAUUUUCUCCGGUAGCUGCAACCGCCAAAAGAAAUGGUGCUGACCAAGGAAUACCGUGUGUGCAUGCCGCUCACCGUGGAGGAGUACAAGAUCGGCCAGCUUUAUAUGAUAGCGCGCCAUAGCCUGGAACAAUCGGAGGAGGGCGAGGGCGUCGAGGUGGUGGAGAACAAACCUUGCGAGGAUCCUGUCCACGGGAAGGGUCAGUACACGGAGAAGCACAUCCACUUGUCCAGCCGACUGCCCUACUGGAUACAGGCCAUCUGCCCGCGCGUCUUCUAUGUGAUAGAGAAAUCCUGGAACUACUAUCCCUACACGCUAACAGAAUACACGUGCUCCUUUAUACCCAAGUUAAACGUGCUCAUCAAAACAAAGUACGAGGACAAUAAUGGCAGCACAGAAAACUGUUUGGAUCUCAACGAAGAAGAGCUGAAAGUGCGAACUGUGGACCAUUUGGAUAUAGCUUUUGAUGAAGUCAGUGCCAAGCAUUAUAAGAAGGAGGAAGACCCCAAGUUCUACAAAUCAGAAAAGACGAAUCGCGGUCCACUAAUUGAGGGAUGGCGAGAGACGGACAAGCCCAUCAUGUGCUCCUACAAGGUGGUACAUGCCAGCUUCGAGGUCUGGGGCCUGCAGACCAAAGUGGAGGACUUUAUCCAGCGUGGGAUUCGGGAGAUUCUCCUGCUGGGUCAUCGGCAGGCCUUUGCGUGGGUGGACGAGUGGCAUGGCAUGACGCUCGAGGAUGUCAGAGCCUACGAACGCCAAAAGCAGGCCGAGACCAAUGACAAAAUUCACAACACCAGUGGUGUUGCUAAUGAGGCGGCUGGCGAUGCUGCUAGCGAAGCAAUUCAAGGUGGCGAUAUUGAUUGAGAUUUCUUCGACAAAAUAGAGUAGUUAAAGAGACAGCAUGCAGGCAAAUUGUACCUUCAAGUUUCAUAGGAAAUAUCUUAUUAACAUACGCAUAUUCGUGUAUAUAUAGUAUAUAUCAAUGUCGAUGCAUUUCACCGGUCCAAAGAAGCUCAGAGCUCUAGUAACUGCCUGCAGCGUUUUAAAGUACAAUGCACAAGCACCUAGCUGGAAACUCGAAACCAAAUAAUUGUUAAAAACUAGACCAUGCAACUUUUAGUCAAACUUACUAUAUAUAUGCACACCCGCACUCUAGUGAACGGUUUGUGUUAACUAUAUCCCCUAGUCUAGUAUAUUUUUGGUGUACAAAUACAGAACGAUUAAAGCUAUUAGUAAAGAACCUA